GCGACAGGUGCCAACAUGGCGGGCGGGGUUUGCCAGGCGUCAAAAUGGCGGCGGGCGGCAACGGUUGCUACGGGCAACGGCGGCGCUUCCGCCGUGGGGCGGCUUCCCGCCCUUCCCUCAGUCACGUGCCCGGAGGACUCUCCGGCCGGCAGCGCUGUGAGGACUCUAUGGUCUAAGGCCGCCGCCGGUGUUUGCAGCGGCCCCGGCCUCCCGGCGCGGGCAGCGGCCGCCCCCGCCGCCAUGGCGCAGGCCCGGGGGGUGAACAGCCUCCGCUUCAACCAGGACCAGAGCUGCUUCUGCUGCGCGAUGGAGUCGGGGGUGCGGAUCUUCAACGUGGAGCCGCUCAUGGAGAAGGGGCACCUGGACGCGGAGCAGGUGGGCAGCGUGGUGCUGGUGGAGAUGCUGCACCGCUCCAACCUCCUGGCCAUCGUGGGCGGCGGCGGCAACCCCAAGUUCUCCGACCUCUCAGUGCUGAUCUGGGACGACGCGCGCGAGGGGAAGGACGCCAAGGACAAGCUGGUGCUGGAGUUCACCUUCACCAAGCCCGUCCUCGCCGUCCGCAUGCGGCACGACAAGAUCGUCAUCGUGCUGCGGAGCCGCAUCUACGUCUUCUCCUUCCCCGAAAACCCCACCAAGCUCUUCGAGUUCGACACCCGCGACAACCCCAAAGGGCUCUGCGACCUCUGCCCCAGCCUGGAGAAGCAGCUGCUGGUUUUCCCCGGCCACAAGUGCGGCAGCCUCCAGCUGGUGGACCUGGGGAGCGCCAAGCCGGGGACGUCGUCGGCGCCGUUCACCAUCAACGCGCACCAGAGCGAGGUGGCCUGCGCGGCGCUGGGCCCCGGCGGCGCCCUGGUGGCCUCGGCCUCCCGCAAGGGCACCCUGAUCCGCCUCUUCGACACCCACUCGCGCGCCAAGGUGGUGGAGCUGCGCCGCGGCACCGACCCCGCCACGCUCUACUGCCUGGCCUUCAGCCCCGACGCCGCCUUCCUCUGCGCCUCCAGCGACAAGGGCACCGUGCACGUCUUCGCCCUGCGCGACACCCGCCUCAACCGCCGCUCCGCGCUGGCGCGCGUGGGCAAGGUGGGCCCGGUGCUGGGCCCCUACGUGGAGUCGCAGUGGUCGCUGGCCAGCUUCACCGUGCCGGCCGAGGCCGCCUGCGUCUGCGCCUUCGGCCGCGGCGGCCGCAGCCCCUGCUCCGUCGUCGCCGUCUGCGUCGACGGCACCUUCCACAAAUACGUCUUCACCCCCGACGGCAACUGCAACCGCGAGGCCUUCGACGUCUACCUGGACAUCUGCGACGACGACGACUUCUGACCCCCCCCCCGGGACCCCCCCGGGACCCCCCCGGGACCCCCCCGGCGCCGUUCGCAGCCUUUGUACUUUAUUUCGUGUCUCCCGUUACAAACAAGCGGAUUAAAAAAAAGCACGCGUCGCUCUC
Molecule: messenger RNA, 1438 nt
Organism: Dromaius novaehollandiae (emu)
Lineage: Eukaryota; Metazoa; Chordata; Aves; Casuariiformes; Dromaiidae
Gene: WDR45
Product: WD repeat domain 45
Exons: 11
Coding region: 16-1314 (432 amino acids)
Biological process (GO): nucleophagy; protein lipidation; protein localization to phagophore assembly site
Cellular component (GO): extrinsic component of membrane; phagophore assembly site membrane; cytosol
Molecular function (GO): phosphatidylinositol-3,5-bisphosphate binding; protein binding; phosphatidylinositol-3-phosphate binding
Source: RefSeq, a predicted model, not a curated record